AUGUCAAUCGAGAUCGUCCCGCUGGCUGAGGCCGAUAUUGCGGGUGUUGUAGACUGCGUGCAGAGCACCUUCGCAGAUGAUCCUUAUUUCCGAUGGGCAUUCGAUGCAGCCAAGUUCAAAGCUGAGCGAAAUGCAGCCUCGCUCGCAGCACACCUACAAUUCAGCCUCAACUGCGGCUAUCCGGUUUUCGUCGCGAAAGUGGGUCGUGCAGCAAGCGACCUCGAGACCGACCACGAAAUCAGACUAGCUCCAGGCACCGUUGUUGGCUUUAGCUGGUGGACGCCCCCAGAAGUACCCGCCCUUUCCCAGCCGUGGUCCAUCUGGGCACAGGAAUGGCUGCUUUCCUUCCGACAGCUCAUGUUCAACAUUCGUUUCGCCGGCCGUGGCGGCUUGCAUGUUCGCCGAUAUUGGCUGUGGAAGAAGAUGCAGAAGAACGCGCUGAACGAUCUCUGGACUGACCCCCGGGGUUAUUAUUACUGCAGUCUGUUGGGUGUCAGCUCGCAGGUUCGCGGAAUGGGGGUUGGUAAGCGACUUAUGGAGGUAAUUCUGCAAAAGGCAGAUGAGGAAGGCAUCUCCUGCUACCUCGAAAGCUCAAAGGGCUACCCCAACAUUGCCAUCUAUGAGAAGAUGGGGUUUGAGCUCAACCAAGAGAUCACAUGCGAUGACGGCGGCAAUAUUUGCAAGCUUUAUGGCAUGACACGCAAGCCCAAGAUCAAGGCUUAA
Messenger RNA from Penicillium pulvis, 723 nucleotides. RefSeq names its product GNAT family N-acetyltransferase. The record is from RefSeq and is a predicted model, not a curated record. NCBI's taxonomy places the organism in Eukaryota, Fungi, Ascomycota, Eurotiomycetes, Eurotiales, Aspergillaceae. The transcript is spliced from 3 exons. Gene Ontology annotation, molecular function: acyltransferase activity, transferring groups other than amino-acyl groups. Bases 1 to 723 code for a protein of 240 amino acids.